CGUUAACAAACGUUAGCGCAACAUUGUUUUAGUGUUUUGUUUUGUUUCAGAAGACAACUGUUUUCGAGAGUACGUGUAUCAUUUCGGAUGGGGAUUCUCCCGCGACUCUGCAGAAGUAGCAGUGCGCCACAAUAACAGCUGAAACGCUCAGUAGGCCUCCACGAUUUUUUCCUUUGUUAUGAAGUCGACAUGAACGCAAGGUCCCAAGUUUUUGAACUAUCUUUGGAGGGCCGUCAAGUUCACGAAGCGGUAUCGGGAAUCUUUCACACGCUGCUGUUCCAUCGGACCUUAGGCAAGUUUCACUACAAACGGGAAGGCAGCUAUUCCGUCGGGACGAUUGGGUUUGAAGACGUCACCUGUGACUUCGUCGACUUCACAUACGUGCGUUGCGCUUCGGACGAACUUAACCAGAACCUCAGCAAGGACGUGCUUGCCUUCAGCGAACAGCUCAGGAGUGCUGAUGGCCCAAGGCAAGGACAGAUCUCACUGGAGUUUUACCAGAAGAAGCGCGGUCACUGGCUCUUGCCGACAGAAAGCAUUCCCUGGGAAGUGUGGAACAUCAAGGUCAACGUGGUGACGCUGCCAAAUGAACACGAGCGCCAGAAGUACCGUGAAAGCCUGGGCGACAUGCUGGCCGAGAAGGUGAUGGCGGUGGCUGCGUCCAUCAACCGGCACGAGUACGUCCCCAAGAUGCCCAGCCAGCCAGACCUGGACCUGGUCUUCGACACAAGCUACGAGGACGUCCAGCCGUACAACUUCAAGGUUGGCUACCAGACGUCGGGACCGUCAAAUCCGUCGGUCGGAACCACCGUCCGGAAGCUCCUCAAGGAUACUCUCGCCUUCUAACGGACCAUCAAUCCCGAAGAUCGCUCUGGGAACGGAAGAUCAGACUGCCACCGUCGAAGGAAACAUCGCCACUUUUCUCGGCGUAAUAGUGCUCAUCUUAGAAAACGACCCGAACCAACGUGUACGUUCGGAAAUGUCUCCUCCUCUUGUUUGCUUCUUUAGUUCGGCUCUCUUCAUUUUUUUUUUUUUUUUUGAAGAGAGUGCACUUUUGAGAAGAGUUGUACAGUUAGACGUGGUUUCGUCAUUUCCCCUGUGAUGCGCUCGUAAAAGACGAGAAAACAAACAUGAAAUCUCCAUAUUUUAAGAGAUAUUUUAAAAGUGUUGCUCGGCGUACGGCGGACGGAAAUAAAUGGGAAUAAUCCGAGAACGCAGCACAACAAAACCAUAACUGACAGACCCAAAACUCUUGUACCUGCCUCAAUUCAGGGCCUUAAAUUGUGAUUUUGUAAAAAUUGCGCGUUGACCUGUUCUGUCCACUUGCAUGUUUCCUGUGACUAGCAUGUGUAAAAAAGAGAAUCGUGUGAAUUGCAUAAGUAAUCAAUCAUAAUUCAGUUGUAAGCCAUACAUCAACAGAGUGAAAAGUUUCACGAUGCAUUGUACAGUGUACAUACAAUACUAUUGCGGCUGUGCUUUUUUUGUCUCUGUCUAGGUAUUUGAAAUGAAAUAAAACAUUAUAGCUCGUUA
This is a messenger RNA of Ixodes scapularis (black-legged tick), 1530 nucleotides long. RefSeq names its product autophagy-related protein 101 (gene Atg101). The transcript is spliced from 7 exons. The coding region runs from base 190 to 846 and encodes 218 amino acids. NCBI's taxonomy places the organism in Eukaryota, Metazoa, Arthropoda, Arachnida, Ixodida, Ixodidae. Gene Ontology annotation, cellular component: phagophore assembly site. The record is from RefSeq and is a predicted model, not a curated record. Gene Ontology annotation, biological process: autophagosome assembly; autophagy.